AUGUCCUCGCAGUGGCACGAGCUGUGCAAUGUGUGGCCACUCGACCCAACAAAGGGCGCAAAGCGCCAGCUUCGCGAGUCGGACAAGCCCAUGAAGGUGUCACACCUUCAGUUUGGGAUGCUUAAGCCGCACGAGAUGCAGAGAGUGGCGCACCUCCAGGUGGUCAACCGUGAGCUGUACCAACAGCCGUCGCGUGUGCCACAACCCUUUGGACCGCUCGACCUCCGGCUGGGAGCAUCGUCCAAGGUCACGCUGUGCGAGACGUGCGGGCGGAAGCUCGCCGACUGCGUGGGCCACUUUGGAGUGGUAGAUUUGGAGCUGCCUGUCUUUCAUAUCGGGUACUUUAAGACGGUGAUGACGCUGCUGCAGUGCAUUUGCAAGGUGUGCGCGCGGACGCUGAUCUACGAGGCCGAGGCUGCGCAGUAUCUGGCGCGGAUGCGGGCGUACGAGGGCAAGCCGCUGCAGCAGCGGCAGCUGCAAAAGCUGGUCAUCGAAAAGUGCAAACGGAUGACGCGGUGCGCGCACUGCGACGCGGUGGUGGGCUCGGUCAAGAAGGCCGGCGCGCUCAAGAUUGUGCACGAGCGGUUCCGGUCCAAGCGCGACGACGGGACGGAGGAGCUCUACGCCUCGCUGGAGGCUGCGCUCGCAGCUAACAAGGAGCUCGAGCCACUGCUGUCCAAGGUACAGGACACGAUCACGCCUGCUGUGGCGCUCUCGCUCCUGCAGCGGCUGUCGACGGAGGACUGCGAGAUGCUGAGCAUGCGGCCGCUGGUGGGGCGACCGGAGGAGAUGAUUCUCACCAAGCUCCUUGUCCCGCCGGUCUGCAUCCGGCCGUCAGUGACUGCAGCGAUGACGUCAGGCUCGAACGAGGACGAUCUGACGAUCAAGAUCGGCGACAUUGUGCACAUCAACACCAUCAUCAAGGACUCCCUGUCCAAGGGCUCGUCGGUGAGCAACGUGCAGGGCCUGUGGGACUUUAUGCAGCUUCAGGUGGCGUCUUACAUCAACUCGGAGCUGCCGGGGGUGCCGGCGUCUGUCCGACAGUCGAUGAAGUCGCGCAAGUACACCGGACUCUGCCAGCGGAUGAAGGGCAAGACCGGGCGGUUCCGCGGCAACCUGUCGGGCAAGCGAGUCGACUUUUCGUCGCGGACUGUCAUUUCGCCAGACCCCAACAUGUCGAUCAACGAAGUGGUCAUGCCUGCGCUCCUUGCCAAGGUGCUCACCUACCCACAGACGGUGUGCGCGGCGAACCGGGCCCAGUUGCAGGAGGCGGUCCGGGCCGGGCCGGACGGCUUCAACGGUGCCAACUUUAUCGUGGAGCGGUCGGGCGCGAAAAAGUACCUCAAGUACACCAACCGGCACAAGGUGGCACUCUCGCUCCGCGACGGCGACGUGGUCGAGCGGCACGUCCGUAAUGGCGACGUGGUGCUGUUCAACCGGCAGCCGUCACUCCACAAGGUCUCGAUCAUGUCGCACCGCGUCCGGGUCAUGCCGUGGCGCACGUUCCGGUUCAACGUCUGUGUCUGCUCGCCGUACAACGCCGACUUUGACGGCGACGAGAUGAACCUCCACGUCCCGCAGACCGAGGAGUCGCGGGCCGAGGCCUCGGUGCUCAUGGGCGUAGAGAACAAUCUGGUGACGCCACGGUCGGGCGAGCCGCUCAUUGCCGCCAUCCAGGACUUUAUCACCUGCACUUACCUGGUGACGCACAAAGACAUGUUCCUCGACAAGGCGCAGUUCUGCCAGGCGUGCACCUACUUUGCCGAUGCUGCCGAGCGCAUUGUCCUCCCGCCGCCGGCCAUUCUCAAGCCGGUCGAGCUGUGGACUGGCAAGCAGGUCUUCUCGGUCCUCCUCAACCCUGCGGCCAACUACUCGGGCACCGGCGACCCGAACCGCGAAGUCACAGUCAAUCUCUCGACCAAGAACAAGUCGUACUCCAAGGCCGGCGCCGAAAUGUGCCCGUCGGACGGGUGGACGCUCUUCUACAACUCGCAGCUGCUCGCGGGGGUGGUGGACAAGGCCAUUGUGGGCUCGGGCUCCAAGGCCUCGCUCUUCUACGUCAUCGAGCGCGACAACUCGCCGGCGCAGGCCGCGCGCGCCAUGCAGCGCCUCGCCAAGUUCUCAGCCCGCUGGCUGGCAUCGUACGGCUUCUCCAUCGGCAUCUCGGACGUCACGCCCUCGGCGUCGCUCGUCAAGCGCAAGGCGGCCAAGAUCGCAGACGCGUACGCCGCUGUCGACGAGCUCAUCGCCCAGUUUGGCCGCGGCGAGCUCGUGCUCCAGGCCGGCUGCUCGGCCGAGCAGACGCUCGAGAACAAGAUCACUAAGGUCCUGUCGGACGUCCGUGGCGAAUGCGGUGACAUUUGCCUCGCCGAGCUCAAGCCGACCAACGCUCCGCUCAUCAUGACCAUGUGUGGAUCCAAGGGCUCCAACAUCAACAUCUCGCAGAUGGUGGCCUGCGUCGGCCAGCAGACCGUCUCCGGCUCGCGCAUCCCCAACGGGUUCCUCUACCGCACCCUGCCUAUGUUUGAGAAGAACUCGCGGAUCCCGGCCGCCAAGGGCUUUUGUGCCAACUCGUUCUACUCGGGCCUCAACCCGACCGAGUUCUUCUUCCACACCAUGGGUGGCCGCGAAGGCCUCGUCGAUACCGCCGUCAAGACCGCAGACACUGGGUACAUGCAGCGCCGCCUCAUGAAGGCGCUCGAGGACCUCUCGGUCCAGUACGACGGCACCGUCCGCAACUCGGUCGGCUCGGUCAUCCAGUUCCGCUACGGCGACGACUGCCUCGAUCCGUCGCUAAUGGAGGGCGACUCCAAGCCGGUCAACUUUGAGCGGACCUUUUCGUCGGCUCGCGUCGAGGCUGCCGUCCGCUCACGCGCGGCAGCCGAGGCCUGGCUCCUUCCGCGCCAGAUGCUCGACCGACUCUCCGCCUUUUUCGCCGCGCCGGACAUGACCCGCCUCGGCGCCGGCGGCAGCGUCCCGCGGGCCGAGCUCGUCUCGGAAAAGUUCCUCGAGGAUUUGCGCGCCUUUAUGAUCGAAAAGGUUGACGAACUUGCCGAGACGCGGGCCCGGUUCGGCCUCGACCCGCACACCGCCGCAGAGCCGGGCUCGGCUCUUGCCGGCGUCGAGCACGCCGUCGGCGAGGCCGCCUCGGUCAUGCCGUCGCAGCUCGAUGCCUUCCUCACCACCGCCUUUUUCAAGUACCGGCGCGCCGAGAUCGAGCCCGGCUCGGCUGUGGGCGCGCUCGGCGCACAGUCGAUCGGUGAGCCCGGAACCCAAAUGACGCUCAAGACCUUCCACUUUGCCGGCGUGGCGUCGAUGAACAUCACCCUCGGCGUCCCGCGCAUCCGUGAGAUCAUCAAUGCGUCCAAGAACAUCUCAACGCCCAUCAUCAAGGCGCCACUGCUCAACCCGGACGAGGAGCGGGCAGCGCGGAUUGUCAAGGGCCGCGUCGAAAAGACGACUCUCGGCGAAAUCGCCUCGGAAAUCACCGCGGUCUACGCCCGCUCGCAGGUUUACAUGCUCAUCCGCCUCGACGACGACCGCAUCCGCAGGCUCCAGCUCGACGUCUCGGUCGAGUCGGUCGCUGCCGCCAUCCUCGCUGUCUCCAAGCUCAAGCUCACGCCCGACAGCCUGGCCGUCGACAGGACGUCGAUUCGCAUCACGCCAGCCCAGCGCGAGAAGGAGUCGCUCUCGGCCGCCGUCCAGACGCUCAAGAACAAGCUGAGUGGCAUCGUGGUGUGCGGCAUUCCCUCGGUCGACCGUGCCAUCAUCUCCAAGGACGCCGGCAAGCACAUGCUCAUGGUCGACGGCAUUGACCUCCAGGCCGUCAUGGGCAUCAAGGGCAUCGAUGCGUACUCGACCACCUCGAACCACAUCAUCGAGGUUGAGCGGACGCUCGGAAUCGAGGCCGCCCGCCAGACCAUCAUGAAUGAGAUCGACUUUACCAUGUCGUCUCAUGGCAUGUCUGUCGACCAGCGCCACCUCAUGCUCCUUGCCGACCUCAUGUCGUUCCGCGGCGAGAUCCUCGGCAUCACCCGCUUCGGCAUCGGCAAGAUGAAGAACUCGACCCUCAUGCUCGCCUCGUUUGAGAAGACCAUGGACAUCCUGUUCGACGCCGCCGUCCGCCACCGUGUCGACGCCAUCAACGGCGUCUCCGAAUGCAUCAUCAUGGGUGUGCCGGUCUCCAUCGGCUCGGGCGCCAUGAAGGUCCACUACAACUACGACGCAGCCGCAAAGGAGCUCGGCACAGCCGGCCGCAAGCUCAUCCGCCCUUCGCUUGCUCUUGCUGCACACUAAACAAGCGCGAGCAGCUC
Molecule: messenger RNA, 4313 nt
Organism: Thecamonas trahens ATCC 50062
Lineage: Eukaryota; Apusomonadida; Apusomonadidae
Product: DNA-directed RNA polymerase
Exons: 2
Coding region: 1-4296 (1431 amino acids)
Biological process (GO): DNA-templated transcription
Molecular function (GO): DNA binding; DNA-directed RNA polymerase activity
Source: RefSeq, a predicted model, not a curated record